AUGGUGGAGUUAAUGCAAAGAGCACCUUUAGCCAAACACAGUACCAUUAGUGCCGUCUUAGCUCUGGGACUGAUUCCAUGGGUUGAGUCUCUAAAAUGCAAGGGCUUCCCAGGUGGCGCUAGUGGUCAAGAACCUAUAUGCCAAUGCAGGAGACUUAGUGAGACGUGGGUUCGAUCCCUGGGGCCGGGACGAUCUCCCAGAGGAGGGCGUGGUAACCCACUCCAGUAUUCUUGCCUGGACAAUCCCCAUGGACAAGAGGAGCCUGGCAGGCUGCAGUCCCUGGGGUCCCAGAAGAGUCAGACACGACUGAAGUGA
Molecule: messenger RNA, 315 nt
Organism: Rangifer tarandus platyrhynchus (Svalbard reindeer)
Lineage: Eukaryota; Metazoa; Chordata; Mammalia; Artiodactyla; Cervidae
Source: the annotation of a GenBank genome assembly